GGCCCUGUCUGCCGGCCCGCCGCUUGCCCGCCCCGUCGGGUCUGUCCUUCAUCAAACAGCGGCGUGGUCCGACAGCCCACCAUGGCCACUCUCCUCCGCAGCAAGCUUUCCAACGUGGCCACCUCUGUGUCCAACAAGUCCCAGGCAAAGAUGAGUGGUAUGUUCGCAAGGAUGGGCUUCCAGGCUGCCACCGACGAGGAGGCGGUGGGGUUUGCCCACUGCGACGAUCUGGACAUGGAGCAUCGACAGGGGCUGCAGAUGGACAUCCUCAAGUCCGACAGCGGCGAGGAGGGCGCCGAGCCACCCUUGGAAGGGGACAUCCACUACCAGCGGGACGGCACGGGGCCUCUACCGCCUUCCGCCAUGAAAGAGGUGGAUGGCUGCCCAGAGCUUUCAGGGCAGGGCAAGCCCAAGAUCACAGCUUGGGAGGCAGGAUGGAAUGUCACCAACGCCAUCCAGGGGAUGUUUGUGCUGGGCCUGCCCUAUGCCAUCCUUCAUGGUGGAUACCUGGGACUCUUUCUGAUCAUUUUUGCUGCAGUGGUUUGCUGCUACACAGGGAAAAUCCUUAUUGCCUGUCUUUAUGAAGAGAAUGAGGAUGGAGAGAUAGUCAGGGUGAGAGACUCCUAUGUGGAUAUAGCAAAUGCAUGCUGUGCACCCCGCUUCCCCACCCUUGGAGGCAGGAUUGUAAACGUGGCUCAGAUUAUUGAACUGGUUAUGACCUGCAUUCUCUAUGUGGUGGUCAGUGGCAACCUGAUGUACAACAGCUUUCCUAACCUGCCAGUCUCUCAGAAGUCAUGGUCCAUCAUUGCCACGGCAGUGCUCCUGCCUUGUGCGUUCUUGAAGAACCUCAAGGCAGUCUCCAAGUUCAGCUUGCUCUGCACAUUGGCACAUUUUGUGAUCAACAUCUUGGUGAUUGCCUACUGCCUCUCCAGGGCACGCGACUGGGCCUGGGACAAAGUCAAGUUUUACAUUGAUGUAAAGAAGUUUCCCAUCUCCAUUGGCAUUAUUGUCUUCAGCUACACCUCUCAGAUCUUUCUGCCUUCCCUGGAGGGGAAUAUGCAGAACCCCAAGGAGUUUCACUGCAUGAUGAACUGGACUCACAUAGCAGCUUGCAUCCUUAAGGGACUCUUUGCCUUGGUUGCCUAUCUGACCUGGGCUGAUGAGACCAAGGAAGUCAUUACAGACAACUUGCCAUCCACCAUAAGGGCAGUAGUCAAUAUUUUCCUGGUGGCCAAAGCCUUGCUCUCAUACCCCUUGCCAUUCUUUGCUGCUGUGGAAGUCCUGGAGCGGUCCCUUUUCCAAGAUGGAAAUAGGGCAUUUUUUCCCAACUGCUAUGGGGGUGAUGGGCGGCUCAAAUCCUGGGGACUCACCCUCAGAUGUGCCCUGGUAGUAUUCACCCUGCUCAUGGCUAUCUAUGUCCCACAUUUUGCCCUCUUGAUGGGUCUUACUGGGAGCCUCACAGGUGCAGGGCUCUGUUUCCUGCUCCCUAGUCUUUUCCACCUUAAACUCUUGUGGAGGAAGCUUUUGUGGCACCAUGUCUUCUUUGAUGUUGCUAUCUUUGUUAUAGGUGGCAUCUGCAGUGUCUCUGGGUUCAUCCACUCUUUGGAAGGCCUCAUAGAGGCCUUCAGAACCAACACUGAAGACUAAAGAGGGGCCAGAGUUGGUUGCUGUAAGAGAAUCUCAUUGAACAUCUGCAUAGUCAAAUAAUUCUACAUCCCUUUAAUGGAAAGAGUCAUUAUUUUCGUUACGUGCAUCCAACAAAUUCUAUGUUAUAGAAUCUGCAAAUUAAAGGAAAUA
Messenger RNA from Melopsittacus undulatus (budgerigar), 1797 nucleotides. It is a transcript of the gene SLC32A1, whose product is annotated as solute carrier family 32 member 1. NCBI's taxonomy places the organism in Eukaryota, Metazoa, Chordata, Aves, Psittaciformes, Psittaculidae. Gene Ontology annotation, biological process: amino acid transmembrane transport. Gene Ontology annotation, molecular function: L-amino acid transmembrane transporter activity. The transcript has 2 exons. Gene Ontology annotation, cellular component: vacuolar membrane. The coding region runs from base 82 to 1647 and encodes 521 amino acids. The record is from RefSeq and is a predicted model, not a curated record.